Molecule: messenger RNA, 8283 nt
Organism: Cucurbita pepo subsp. pepo (vegetable marrow)
Lineage: Eukaryota; Viridiplantae; Streptophyta; Magnoliopsida; Cucurbitales; Cucurbitaceae
Product: zinc finger FYVE domain protein
Source: RefSeq, a predicted model, not a curated record
UUUCACUGUUGGGCCAUUUUCGCCGAUGCAACUUUCCUGUCAUUCUUCCGCUUCAAUUUUCCGAGAAUCAAACAGUUCCACCCCCAGAGACGUCGCCAUUUUCAUCAUCACGCUCAUUAUAUAUACGGCCAAUUCAAUUUUAUCGCUUUUUUUCAUGCUACCCAAUUCGCUAAUCCAUUGUUCUUGACGAAUUUCACUUGGAAUCUACAUUAUGCGACUGGAUUUUUGCCGGAUUUAAGGUAUGGAGGACAAAGAAACUGAAAUUCUGUCACGAUUGGCUGCCAAUCAUCUCUUUCUUGGCCAGUUUGAGCCUCUCCGUGCUACUAUUGUUGCUCUUAGAGUUAGGAAUCCCGAACUCGCUCUUUCUAUACUCCAGACGAUCGUAUCUCGAUCUGGUCGAUUCGACAAUGUCACUUGGUCGCCCUCUUGUUCGUCGCCGUCUUUGUUAACGUACUUAGCGACCCUUGAAUUGAUUCAGUUCGAUAACGCUACGUCGAUAUGGGGGUUCGACCACGAAACGCUGCGGUUACGAGCGGAAUUCUUGUUAUUAGUCCAGAAUUUAAUCGACCGGAUAGUUGGAAGCACGAGGAAGAUGCUCGAAUUGGAGAGCGUAAACAAAGAAGGAGGAGAAGAAGAAGUUUCGACCUCAAACGAAACUGUCGAGGAACGGGCUGAUUUGUUGCGUGUCGAAGAGGGAAAGCCGGAAGAUGUGCCGUCGGAAAUCGGUGAUUGCGUGCAGGUUUUGGAUAAGGUUUUGGAAUUGGGAGUGAAGAGAUUGAAGGUAGAAGGUGCCAAUGCCGAAGUUGACGAUAGGCAGAGUGACGCUAGUCCCGCGACGGUGGGAUCGGUUAAUGAAGAAGAAUUAACGUGUUUGAGCAGAGUAAUUGGAGAUCAUGCAGACGCUUUUGAUGCCUUGUGUUCGAAUAUUCAAAGACAGGUUGGGAGUUCUCAGAGUUAUGGCCCAAGUUUGGCAAUAACAGUGCGGAGUAACAACGAUGGAAAUGUGGGAUUGAACGAUGAGGAAGAUGUCAAGUGUUUUUCUUCAAUACAAAGAUGCGUUCAGACAACCCAUUUGGACCAUUUGAAGGAGUGCUUGAAGAAUGCGGAUGUAGAUGGUGCAAUUUCUCGCAUUCGUUUUCUUCAUGUUGAGCGUGGAUUGGACGAAUCUGAGUACCGCAAGGUUUUCCAAGACCUUCUGAAGAUUAUUUUGGCGCAAAAGGAGGCAUGUGAAGGCGACUACGAUGUUAUGGGAGGAAGACUGCUUUCAGUUUACGAAGAAGCGCUUUCAUCAAAUUCCAGACACCUCGUUGAAAUGAUACAAAUUAUUCAAGAUGAGGUGUUAGCUGAAGAGAUUGAGAUGCAUAGAGGGCCCGAUAACAAUCAAAUUCCACUCCCAAUACAACGCUUUCUAAGUAAUAUAAUGGAAUUAAAACCUGAAAUGAACUUGGACGAGAAGACAGCAUGCCUAACAAAAGCAAUAUUUUCUUGCACGAGAGACUUGUACCAUUAUGCUCGUGUUUCUGGAUCACAUGUGCUGGAAUGUAUAAUGGGUGCUGCUCUCUCUGCAGUGAAGAGGACAGAACUUCAAGAAGCUAACCAUGUCCUCUUAUUGUUUCCUCGCCUUCGGCCUUUGGUAGCUGCUAUGGGUUGGGAUUUACUGUCGGGUCAAUUAAAAGAACGAAGGGAGUUGAUGCAACUACUGUGGAUCAGCAAGUCACCUGACUUGCUGCAUGAUGCAUCUUCUGAGGUUAAAUGUCAGUUAGAAGAUAUAUCAUGUGUGGAACAUCUUUGUGACACUUUAUGUUACCAUCUUGAUCUUGCUGCAUUUGUUGCAUGUGUCAACUCUGGUCGAUCAUGGAGCUCAAAAUUCUCAUUAUUGCAAUCUGGAAAAGGGCAGGGGGUUGGUAGCAGAGUAGAUACUAAUUCAGACCUUUUUGUUGAGAACUUUGUAUUAGAAAGGCUCUCUGUUCAGAGUCCUCUUCGGGUUUUGUUUGAUGUUGUUCCAGGCAUCAGAUUUGAGGAUGCGCUUGAGCUGAUUAAUAUGCAGCCAAUUUCUUCUAGCAUUGCGGCAGAAAGGAGGAUCCAAGAUAUUGAACUUAUGCACAUGCGUUAUGCCCUAGAAUCAGCUGUUCUUGCACUAGGAGCAAUGGAAAAGGGCAUGACUGCUGAAAGAGAUUAUCAUCAAGUUGCAUUCUGCCAUUUGAAUGAUCUUUCCAAGCAUUUGGAGUCGAUAGAUAAUAUUGCACGAAAGGUACUCAUGGUGAGCAUCAUUAUUUCACUUUUGCAUAUGAAUGAUCUGUCCCUCAAUAUGACACAUUGCAAUUCACCUCGGAGCCCUUCCUCAUCACUCUAUUCCUAUCUGUCGGAACAACCUGAUUUCACAGCAUUUGAAGGGAGAAAUAAAAUGGUUAUAUCUUUCAUAACAGUGCUAUUUGAUAUAUUGCAUCGUAGUCUUCCAUCAGAUGUGAUCCAAGAUGAUGAUCUAUCUAACUAUGGUGCCCGUAUGGGUGGAAGAAAGGCUUUGGAAUGGAGAGUUUCCAUUGCUACACGUUUCAUUGAAGAGUGGGAAUGGCGAUUGUCAAUCUUGCAGCAUCUGCUACCAUUAUCUGAGCGCCAGUGGAGAUGGAAAGAAGCGUUGACUAUUCUGCGUGCAGCUCCCUCCAAACUGCUUAACCUAUGUAUGCAGAAAGCAAAGUAUGAUUUAGGAGAGGAGGCAGUUCAUAGAUUUUCAUUAUCAGCAGAAGAUAAAGCCACGCUUGAACUAGCUGAGUGGGUUGAUAAUGCUAUCAGACGAGUAUCUAUGGAAGAUGUCAUGUCCCGUGCUGCUGAUGGGAUUUCUGCUGUACAAGAGAUUGAUUUUUCCUCAUUACGUUCACAAAUAGGUCCCUUGCCUGUAAUUCUUCUAUGUAUUGACAUUGCCACAACUUCUGUACGAAGUAAGAAGAUAUCCUUGCAGCUUCUUGAUCAGGCUCAAACUAUGCUAUCUGAGAUAUAUCCAGGAGCGUCUCCAAAGUCUGGGUCCAAUUAUUGGGAUCAGAUCCUUGAAGUGGGAAUUAUCUCUGUUUCAAGGCGUAUUCUCAAGCGUUUACAUGAGUCCUUGGAACAGGAAAAUUCUCCAUGCCUUCAGGCUAUUAUGUCCGGUGAAAUCAUUAUUUCUUCAGUAGAGGACUCACAACGUCAAGGGCAAAGGGAACGCGCUCUUGGUAUGCUACAUCAAAUGAUUGAAGAUGCCCACCAAGGAAAGCGACAAUUUCUGAGUGGUAAGCUUCAUAAUUUGGCAAGAGCUGUUACUGAUGAACUGGAACACCAUUUUCUCAAAAGUGGGGAAAACCAGUCUGCCAAUCGGAAGGUUAUUUCUAAUUUGAACAAGGAUGGGGUUCUUGGUCUUGGGCUUAGAGCUGUAAAUCAGGCACAUUUGAGUUCCUUAGCUGGAGAUACCAGCAUGCAAUCAGUUGGUUAUGAUGUGAAAGAAGCUGAGAAGAUGCUAUUUGGUCCGUUAAGUACCAAACCCUCGACAUAUCUAUCACAGUUCAUUCUCCAUAUUGCUGCAGUUGGUGACAUUGUGGAUGGAACUGAUACAACUCAUGAUUUCAAUUAUUUCUCACUUGUGUAUGAGUGGCCUAAAGAUCUUAUAACUCGACUUGUUUUUGAUCGAGGAAGCACUGACGCAGCUGGUAAAGUCGCUGAAAUAAUGAAUGCAGACUUUGUUCAUGAAGUGAUUUCAGCAUGUGUGCCUCCUGUUUAUCCCCCACGAUCUGGUUGUGGAUGGGCAUGUAUUCCAGUUGUUCCAUCUUGUUCAAAAGGUAGUUCUGAGAAUAGACUACUCUCACCUUCAACAAAAGAGGCCAAGUUAAGAUGUGCUAGAAGUUCAUUGGCAAUGAUUGGAAUUCCUCUUCAUCCUUUACAGUUGGAUAUUGUAAAACAUUUGGUUAAAAUAUCUCCAGUAAGGGCUAUCUUGGCAUGCGUCUUUGGAAGUAGUAUAUUACACAGUAGUAGCAUCCCUAUUUCAAGCUCCUCAAAUGACAGCUUACAGCAGGCGCCUGAUGCUGACAGACUCUUUCUUGAGUUUGCUCUUGAUCAGUCUGAGAGUAGGUUCCCAACUUUAAACCGGUGGAUACAAUUACAAACCAAUCUCCAUCGCGUUUCAGAGUUUGCUAUAACAGCAAAACAGGAUGCUGAUGAUGUUUGUUUUAAGCCUGACACAAGGGCGUCCAUGAAGAGACUUCUUGAGCAUGACAGUGAUACUGAGUCUGAGUUUGAUGAAAUCGUCAGUAGCAGUAAAACUUCAGUGCCUUUAGCAGGUAUAAAUGUUCAGGAUGGUACAUUUCAAGAUGGUUUGUGCCAUUCCUCAAAAUCCGAUAUUGAUGAACUUGAUACAACAACUUUCCUAUCGUUUGAUUGGGAGAAUGAAGAACCCUAUCAGAAAGCUGUCGAGCGCUUAAUCGAUGAUGGCCAGUUAAUGGAUGCUCUUGCUAUUUCUGAUCGAUUUCUACGUAAUGGAGCCUCUGAUCGAUUGCUUAAACUUCUGGUUGAACAUGAGGAAGAAAGAGAUUCAAUUUUUAGACAAUCUCAACAUCAUGGAAACUCUGGUACCUGGAGUAAUAGUUGGCAGUAUUGUCUACGGUUGAAGGAUAAACAAUUAGCGGCUACACUUGCCCUUAAGUAUAUGCAUAGGUGGGAACUGGAUGCUGCUUUGAAUGUUCUUACUAUGUGCAGCUGCCACCUACCUCAAUCUGAUCCACUUAGAAAUCAAGUUAUGCAAUUCAGACAAGCUUUGCAGAAAUAUGGCCAUAUAUUAAGUGCUGAUGAUCACUUUAGCAGCUGGCAAGAGGUUGAAGCAGAGUGUAAGGAGGAUCCUGAGGGCUUGGCUCUUAGAUUAGCUGGGAAAGGAGCUGUUUUUGCUGCUUUAGAGGUAGCUGAAAGUGCUGGACUAUCAAUAGAUUUACGCCGAGAGCUACAGGGAAGGCAACUUGUGAAGCUUUUGACUGCUGACCCACUCAAUGGUGGAGGUCCUGCGGAAGCUUCACGCUUUCUUUCUUCACUACGUGAUUCAGAUGAUGCAUUGCCUGUGGCUAUGGGUGCAAUGCAAUUACUACCCAAUCUUCGUUCAAAGCAGCUUCUGGUUCACUUUUUCCUGAAGCGUAGAGAAGGAAAUCUGUCCGAAGUUGAGGUAUCUCGUCUUAACUCCUGGGCCUUAGGUCUUCGUGUGUUGGCUGCUUUGCCACUGCCAUGGCAGCAAAGAUGUUCUUCGUUACAUGAGCAUCCUCAUUUGAUACUGGAGGUUUUGCUGAUGAGGAAGCAACUGCAAUCUGCUUCUUUGAUUAUAAAAGAGUUUCCUUCCUUGAGAGACAACAAUGUCAUCAUUACUUAUGCUACUAAAGCUAUUGUUGUCAAUAUCAACUCUCCACCUAGAGAACAUCGCGUAUCCAUCUCAGCAACAAGACCUAAACCAAAACCAAAAUCAGGAGUGUCUGCAAGGUCCUCCUUCACUACAAGCCUUAGUAAUUUUCAGAAAGAGGCUCGUAGAGCAUUUUCAUGGGCUCCUCGAAAUAAUACUGGGGAGAAGGCUGCUCCAAAAGAGAGUUACAGAAAAAGAAAGAGUUCUGGACUUGCACCAUCCGAAAGAGUUGCGUGGGAGGCAAUGACUGGAAUUCAAGAGGAUCGGGUAUCAUCAUAUUCCACUGAUGGUCAAGAAAGACUUCCUUCUGUUUCAAUUUCUGAGGAGUGGAUGCUAACAGGCGAUACUGAAAAGGAUGAAGUUGUUCGUGGAUCUCACAGAUAUGAAAGUGCCCCUGACUUUACUCUUUUUAAGGCGUUGCUUUCUCUCUGUUCUGAUGAGCUAACAUCUGCCAAAAGUGCCAUGGACUUGUGUAUCAACCAGAUGAAGAAUGUGUUGAGCUCUCAGCAUUUGCCUGAGAAUGCAUCAAUGGAAAUAAUUGGUCGUGCAUAUCAUGCUACAGAGACAAUUGUACAGGGGCUACUCUAUGCUAAAUCCUUGUUGAGAAAGCUUGUUGGUGGUACUGAAUUACCAAGUAAUUCUGAAAAAAGUAGGGAUCUUGAUGACACGUCUUCAGAUGCUGGCUGCUCUAGUUUGGGUAGUCAGUCAACAGACGAGCUUUCUGAGGCUCAUUCUCAGGCUGACACUUGGCUAGUUCGUGCUCAGCUACUUCAAAGCCUCUUGGGGUCAGGAAUUGCUGCAUCUCUUGACGAUAUUGCUGAUGUGGAGUCAUCUGCUCGUCUCCGUGAUAGGUUGAUCCUGGACGAGAGAUAUAGCAUGGCUGUAUAUACAUGCAAAAAGUGCAAGAUUGAUGUUUUCCCUGUUUGGAAUGCAUGGGGCCAUGCUUUGAUACGGAUGGAACACUAUGUGCAAGCACGUGUGAAAUUCAAGCAAGCUUUUCAGUUGUACAAGGGGGAUUCCGUGACUUUUGUACAAGACAUUAUCAAUACAAUUGAAGGAGGCCCUCCUGUGGAGGUUGCUACUGUUCGAUCCAUGUACGAGCAUUUGGCUAAAAGUGCCCCAACGAUAUUAGAUGAUUCACUUUCUGCAGAUUCUUAUCUCAAUGUUCUACAUAUGCCAUCAACUUUUCCUCGGUCAGAAAGAUACCGAUGGAUUCUAGAGUCUGCAAAUGAUAGUUCACAUUUAGAGUAUGACGAUGGACCUCGUAGUAAUUUGGACAGCAUUCGGUUUACUGAAUGUGUUAGUUACAUGCAAGAAUAUGCACGUCAACUGUUGCUUGGAUUUAUGUUUAAGCAUGGACAUUACAGAGACGCCUGCAUGCUGUUUUUCCCUCUAGAUUCUGUUCCUGCGCCUCCUCAACCCUCAAGUGUGGGAACUGUCACCUCAUCAUCUUCACCCCAAAGAUCUGAUCCAUUAGCAACCGACUAUGGGACCAUUGAUGAUCUCUGUGAUCUUUGUAUUGGUUAUGGUGCUAUGUCUGUUCUUGAGGAGGUGAUUUCAUUAAAAUUAUCAUCUACUAAACCGGAGGAUGGAGCAAUGAAUCAGUAUAUGGCAACCGCACUUGCUCGUACUUGUAACUUCUGUGAAAUGCACAGGCAUUUUAAUUAUUUAUACGUGUUUCAGGUAUUGAAACAGGAUCAUGUUGCUGCUGGUCUUUGCUGUAUCCAGUUGUUUAUGAAUUCUUACUCACCAGAGGAAGCAGUCAAACAUUUAGAACAUGCAAAGAUGCACUUUGAUGAGGCACUAUCAGCUCGACAUAAAGGUGGAGAUUCUACCAAGCCUAUGGUAAAGGGAGUUAGAGUGAGAAGUGCCUCUGAGAAGCUUUCUGAAGAAGGACUUGUCAGGUUUUCUGCCAGGAUUUCAAUCCAAGUGGAAGUUGUGAAGUCAUUCAAUGAUUCAGAUGGACCUCAAUGGAAACACUCACUCUUUGGAAAUCCAAAUGAUCCUGAAACAUUCAGGAGAAGGUGUAAGAUCGCUGAGACCCUUGUGGAGAAAAACUUUGACUUGGCCUUUCAGAUUAUAUAUCAAUUUGGUCUUCCAGCUGUUGAUAUAUAUGCUGGUGUUGCUGCAUCGCUUGCUGAGAGGAAGAAAGGCGGUCAGUUGACGGAGUUCUUCAGAAAUAUUAAGGGCACCAUUGAAGAUGGCGAUUGGGACCAGGUCUUGGGAGCUGCAAUAAAUGUAUAUGCUAACAAACACAAGGAGCGACCAGACCGUCUCAUAGAUAUGUUGACUAGCAGUCACAGAAAAGUUUUGGCUUGUGUGGUCUGUGGUCGUCUGAAAAGUGCUUUCCAAAUUGCUUCUCGAAGUGGAAGUGUUGCUGAUGUUCAGUAUGUAGCUCAUCAGGCAUUGCACGCCAACGCCCUCCCCGUGCUCGAUAUGUGUAAGCAAUGGUUAGCUCAAUACAUGUAAUCCAUAUCAAUCGAGCAGAUUUUGCCUUUCGGUUUUCAACCUAUAUAGUCUCGCAACAUCCAUGCAACCAUUUACUUGGUUCAACAUCAAUUGUUUUAGUAGUUCCAGCCUUCUAGUGUGAUAGAGCUUGUUUUUGCUUGGAAUACCGGUUUAAGGUGCCUCGAUUCGCUUAAUGAAUCGGGAUUCCAGUGUUUUGAGUAAAUGUAAUCGAUCAUAUUUAUUGGACAUGUUUUCGUUACGGUUUUAAGCUGAACCUGAAAUUAAAAGAAAUGAAGAGAUAUAGCAAAAGAGUAUUCUAUGGUAAGAAGCGUUCUACUACAGGUAAAGAGGGGAGGCAGAGGAAUGUGGCGCUCCACUUUGUAAAUGAAAUGUCUUGAAAAAUAAAGAAUAAAAUUUAUUCUUUAUUUUUCUUGUCA